AUGCUGAAUCCUGGACGGGAGAAGCGGCUAACAAGAGUCCCGCAGCCCUUAUCAAUAGCAGUGGAGUCGCGAACCAUUGAAAGCGCUGAUUCAAUAGCAGUCUUCCAAUUAGACUUCAGAAAGAUUAGUGUGGUUAAGCUGGGGCCAGGGUCAGAAGUCGGUCCAUCUCCGGGGAUCAGAUCAGGCAGAGCCUCUACGCUUUCUUCCUUUGCUACAGCUACCGGGAUUUGGAAGCUUUGGGGGAGAGCAUCACAUAGGACGGGAACGAGCGGGAGAAGCAAAGUCGAUCGACCACUGACUGGAAUCCAUCCAGACAUUCAAACAAUGCCUUAUUGGUUGGCGGAGAUUGAUUCUUCCAUCAUUCACCCCAUCAUAUCAAAUCCCCAACUCCUACCGGGAGCCUUUGAGGGGCGGGCUAUACUAGGAGGGAAGGAGUAA
Molecule: messenger RNA, 438 nt
Organism: Striga asiatica
Lineage: Eukaryota; Viridiplantae; Streptophyta; Magnoliopsida; Lamiales; Orobanchaceae
Source: the annotation of a GenBank genome assembly